AUGUCAAGAGGUAAUAGAAGAGCUGGAACCUCUGACAGGAGAGUCGGGGGAACUACACAUUACCUUACCUCUAGGAGACCUGACAAUGAUUCCUACCUCAGAAGACACUGUCCCAUUGAAGAUCUCAGAGAAGACGAUUAUAUGAUGGGAGACAGGACAACCUUACUUACUAGGAAAACAACUGAAGAAAAUCUCUGUCAGAUUCCGCCAUACGAACAAUGGAAUACACCACGGAACCAAGGUCCGCCUGGGAACACUAAUGAAAUAGAAAUGGAUGACAGUAAAUCCGAGUCAAUGGGGACGUUAAAAAGACUACAGAAAAUAGUCCGGAAUAAAAAGGCCAGUGAUGAUGUGAGACAUGCUCUGUUACAAACUCCUACCCAGGACAUUGAAGAGGAGGAAGAAGAGACAUUAAUAACAUGUAUGAAGCUAACAAAAUCCCAAGAAAGGAAAGUCACAAAAGAGCCUGUCAGGAAAAGACAAGAAGCGGAGCAAUAUACAGAGCAGAGCUGCGCAUCCUUAGACAGGUCCUUCAACCUCAAAUGGAAACCUCCAAAAAGUACGGUCCCGUGUCCAGAGAACUCUCACUUCCUCAUGGACUGGAAAUCCUUUCCUGAUCACUUUGAUCCUUUCAUUUUCUCGCCAUCACAUACAGAAGAAUGGGAGCGAUGCGUCUGUUGUAACCACCAGGCCAAACUCUCCUGUUCCUUCACUGACACAGAUCUUCCAUAUGCUUGGCGCACCAGCAGCUUCGGGACCUUCGAACGCUUUAAGAAACCGUCCAUUUCCAAGCCAGAAGAUUUGGCGGAGAUCGGUGAUACAGGAAGUAUUUUUGAAGCCGGAGGAGGAGGAGUCUCAGAUGGCGACAAGGGUGGAAGUCUGACUAAGAAAAUGAAAGCCAUAUCGCUGACCAUGAGGAGAAAAAUGGGGAAAAAGUAUAUUAAGGCUCUUUCUGAGAGUGAAGAUGUUGAAGGGACUUUUACUUAUCGAGAUAGUGACACCACGGGAGGACUUGCCACAGAAAAAUGCACCCUCAAAGCCAGUGAAUCUGUCGAAAGUCUUUAUAGUCUCAACAGUGGUCAAAGCUCAUCCAGUGGUGUCACCAGCUGCUCUGAUGGAACCAGUAACAGGGAUAGCUUUAGACUUGAUGACGACAUUCCGUAUACCGGCCCCUUCUGCGGUCGAGCAAGAGUCCACACUGAUUUUACACCUAGUCCAUAUGACACUGAUUCACUGAAAAUCAAGAAAGGUGACAUCAUCGAUAUUAUCUACAAAACCCCCAUGGGUAUCUGGACCGGGAUGCUGAACAACAAAGUUGGGAAUUUUAAAUUUAUAUAUGUGGACAUCAUAUCGGAGGAGGAAGUUCCCAGGAAGAUAAUAAGAAGGAAAAGUAAGCGACCAAGACCGAAAACGUUACAAGAACUUCUAGAAAGGUUCAAUUUACAGGAGUAUAUGUCGAGCCUUUUAUUGAAUGGAUAUGAGAAUCUUGAAGAUCUAAAGGACAUAAAGGAGAGUCAUCUCUGCGAGCUCAAUAUCACAAACCCGGAAGAGCGGAUGAGGCUUCUGAUCGCCAUUGCCAAUCUGCAGGAUUGUGAGUGUGAACCAGAAGCCGGCAAUGACUUGGUGCCUCUGACGCUCGGCCCUGACACUGCUGCAAACAAAUGUGAACUCAGUGACUGUCCCAGGGAUUCCGGAUGUUACAUUACAUUGGAGAAUUCAGAGAACAGCAAAGAUGAUGUCCAGUCAGAAAAAUUGUGUGAAUCUGUACAGAAAAUCACCAUCAGCGAGUGCCCCUAACAGGCCGGACAUCUGCCAGUAUCUGCCCCACAGGCCCGCUGUCACACAUGGUGGACUCUUCACAGACUGUGUAGAUGCGAGGGUCCUGUGGCAGAUAUCCAGUCUUUACGUAUUUAUUAACAAUGUAUAAAGCAGCGGACUAAGAGGCAUGGCGCAUAGCUGAAGACUAAGUGUAGUCAUUAUGGGGGUGCACAAUAUUAGGGGACUUGACUAUGAGAAGCAGCUAUGACUGGGACCAUGUCCUGUAUGAUUUUCACCAUCACUAGUCAAGUUUAAUAAUUCAAGGAACUCAUUUCUACAGACGCUCGUACUUCAAUAACAGCUACUUCUCCCCCAAUUCCCCCUGUCAGGCCUCCAUGUGUAGUAAAUGGGAAUAGAAGAGAAAUUCGCUGGCAGACACCUCCACUGCCAUGUUAUCUCUAUGGGGAACAAAAGGAACAGGUGUUAAAAUUCAUCAUAUUCUAUCCACCUCCAUAUUCCACCCUAUACACAUUAGACCAGUGUUUCCCAACCAGGGUGCCUCCAGUUGUUGCUAAACUACAAUUCC
Molecule: messenger RNA, 2344 nt
Organism: Hyla sarda
Lineage: Eukaryota; Metazoa; Chordata; Amphibia; Anura; Hylidae
Gene: SAMSN1
Product: SAM domain, SH3 domain and nuclear localization signals 1
Exons: 13
Coding region: 1-1797 (598 amino acids)
Molecular function (GO): protein binding
Source: RefSeq, a predicted model, not a curated record